Adineta steineri is the source of this 870-nucleotide messenger RNA. The record is from the annotation of a GenBank genome assembly. NCBI's taxonomy places the organism in Eukaryota, Metazoa, Rotifera, Eurotatoria, Adinetida, Adinetidae.
AUGGUACCAUAUGAAUUCCGGCCAAAUCAAGUUUUCGAUCCGAAAAAACAUAUUUUAGACGUGAUAGCCAUGCAAUAUCUUGAACAGGCUACUAGUGAUGCACAUCAGCUUGUUCCAGCCGAUGUCAUUGCCGAUGGAAAUUGUUUAUAUCAUUCCAUUGUUCUUCUAAUGAAUAACCCACUAGUGACAUGGAGUGAAUUACGAGUUCGAACAGUAAUAGAACUUAUUACGAAUGAGACUUAUUAUUCAAAUACGUACUCACAUUGCGUCGGACCUUUUGAUAUUGCAAUUCAAGCUAUGUGCAGAAAGUCCACAUUUUCGGAAUUGUAUGAAAUUGCUGCGUUGUGCAAUUUACUUAAAUGUAACAUACGAAGUAUUUAUCCAAAAAUUGAUCUUCGAGAUCAUACAGCCAUCGUGAAUAACACGUUUAGGCCUCUUCCACCUACUGUUGCUAAUUGCGAAAUUACAAUAUUGUGGUCACAUACCUUGAACGAAAACGAGGUAAGAAUUAAAAAUAAUUCAACAUGGAGCCCCAAUCAUUUUGUUCCACUUAUGUCACGAUUGAUUCAACACGAGCGUGAUAAUAAUAAUCAAUUAGCGUCAGUUCUUGCGACUCCUGAAAAGAAGACAUUUAAGAACAAUGCUGCUAUCCAGAUACGAAUUCCUGAGUUUCAAUCAUCUCCUAGCAGACGUUUACGUACUGAAAUUGAUACAGACACUGAUUCUUCUCAAUCGACCAUGUCUGAUACAAUGUUGCACGAUCACAAUGACAAAGAAGAACAACGUCAAAUUCGUCUUGAAAAGAAAAAAGAACUAGUUCGAUCAAGUCGACUGAACGCAACCGAAGAAGAGCGCCAAAAUCGACUAGAU